This is a messenger RNA of Aspergillus calidoustus, 480 nucleotides long. Lineage: Eukaryota; Fungi; Ascomycota; Eurotiomycetes; Eurotiales; Aspergillaceae. The record is from the annotation of a GenBank genome assembly.
AUGGCCGAUAACGUCCCACCUUCGAGCUCGCACCAUCUCAAUCCUACUCCAGACCCCACCAUCCCAACCCUCAAUCUCCACUCCAUCUCAAAACCCGGCACCGCCGACUCAGUAGCCUCAAUCCCAGCACCAGCUCCAGAACAAUCUCUCCCAUUCACACCACAACCGUCAAACCAACCCGCAGACCAAGGCCCAGCAUUCAACAUGGCCAAUGAAAACACACCGACAAACCAAGCUGCCGGAGGCUCGCAUACCCCCGCCGCAGACUCCAGCAUCUCCGCUUCAAACUCGAACCCCGUGCGGCCCGGCGGCGCGCCAGCGCGUGUGUACAUGAAUGAGAAGAUCGUCCCGUAUUUGCUUGAGGGGAUGAAAAAUGUAACGAAGGAACAACCGUCGAAUCCUCUCCGCGUGCUCGGUGAAUUCCUCAUACAGAAGAGCAAUGAGGUUGAGGGCGGACAGUCGGGGAAGGCGCCGGAGUAG